GUUGUCUGGCCUUGCCUUUCUUCUCCUCUCCUCGUCGCAGAUCAAAACAUUGAGAUUGUGACUCUGGCACGUCAGUGCUGUCUAUCUCGCCAUGACCACCCUCAAACCUCGCGAGCCUUACUCCCAGGAGGAGCUGGAACGCCUCUACCCUAGCGACUUGAAGCUUCAAUUGGUCCAAGUGUUCCUUCGUCAUGGUGAACGAACGCCCGUGUCUUCACGUUUCCAAAAUGCAGGACUCGCUCCUUACUGGUCAUACUGCACCGUCGCGCGCCAAAUGGUCCAAAUGGCCGCCAGCCACAAGGACCUUUCAGCCUGGAACGGAUUCCAAUGGCGUCGGAAACAUGAGUCCUUUGGCAGUAGGGACGAAUCAGUCGCUGCAGUUGGUGCAUCCGGUGAUAUCGAUGGUAUCUGCCUACACGGCGAGUUAACCGACAAGGGACGGGAGACCACAUAUGCGCUAGGCCAGCGACUCCGCCAUCUGUACGUCGACCAGCUCGGCUUCUUGCCCAAGAUCAAGUCCGACACCGAGGACAUGUACCUCCGCGCGACGCCGAUUCCGCGCGCUCUCGAAUCUCUCCAACAAGCCUUCUGGGGAUUGUACCCUGCGAGUGCCCGCACCCAGGACUUCCCACCCCCCGUGAUCGUCGGACGAUCCGUGUCCGAAGAAACACUGUUCCCUAACGAGGGCAACUGCCGUCGCUUCAGACAACUCUCCCGACUCUUCGCGGACCGGGCCGCACUCAGAUGGAACGAAACGGACGAAAUGGAAUACCUGAACAAGCUCUGGUCCAAAUGGAUGCCCGAGAGCUCUCCACGCGUGGCGGUGGACUCGCACCCGCGCCUCUCCGGCAUCAUGGACACGGUCAACGCGACAGACGCGCACGGGCCGGCGACGCGCCUGCCCAAGGAAUUCUACGACACCAAGGCCCGCGAAUACAUGGACCGGAUCGCAGUGGACGAGUGGUACUCAGGCUACAGCGACAGCGCAGAGUACCGCAAGCUGGGGAUCGGGGCGCUGCUAGGGGACGUGGUGGACCGGAUGGUGAGCACGGCAGUGUCGCCAGGCGGCUGGCGCAGCGAGGCGGCAGCGGUAGCGGCCACCAACCAACCCAGCAAAGCCAUCAAAUUCGCCAUGAGCGGCUGCCAUGACACGACUCUAGCCGCCAUCCUGAGCAGCCUCGGCGCCUUCGGCAACAGCAAAUGGCCACCCUUCACCUCCUCCGUCGCCAUCGAACUCUUCUCCAAAGCCGAUGACACCUCCUCCUCCGACCAAUCCAGCAGCAGCAACACAAGCCUCCUCUCCCUCCUCCCAACAACCACAAAGUCCGAACCCGAAACCGCCCGCGUCCCCCUCGCCGCCCUCCCGGACUCAGCCCGCCACUCCCUCCGCACCCACUACGUCCGCAUCCGCUACAACGACCGCGUCGUCCGCGUCCCCGGCUGCGCCGCCAAGCCCGAGAACCACCUCCCCGGCGACGAGACCUUCUGCACGCUCGACGCCUUCAAGGAGAUCGUCGACAAGUUCACCCCGCAGAACUGGAGCCAGGAGUGCAUGCAGAAUCUGGGCGAGGGGUUGUUCGGCAAGGAUGAUCGCGAGAAGGUCCCUGCUGGGGUUUAGAGUCUCUCCUGGGGUUUUGGUGGGGCCUGCCCGGGUUGUAUAGAGCUUAUAGAGCUUUAGUUGUGAUGGAAUAUUGUUUAUAGGAUUGUAAAAUGGAUAGAUGGGAGAUUAUUGGGUGUGGGAUUAAUGUGUCGAGGUGUAUAAAGGGGAUAUUUGAUAUCAUCUAUGGGUAGAGUUUGAUAUUGGGACAUAGGAGCGAGCAUCUUGCAUGCGGGAUCAGAGAUAGUAGAUAUUCAUAAUAAUUGAUAAGGGUAGGUAGGAUAUCAUCAACCGGGAAG
Aspergillus homomorphus CBS 101889 is the source of this 1896-nucleotide messenger RNA. RefSeq names its product putative acid phosphatase. The record is from RefSeq and is a predicted model, not a curated record. Gene Ontology annotation, biological process: dephosphorylation. Gene Ontology annotation, molecular function: phosphatase activity. NCBI's taxonomy places the organism in Eukaryota, Fungi, Ascomycota, Eurotiomycetes, Eurotiales, Aspergillaceae. The transcript has 7 exons. The coding region runs from base 92 to 1618 and encodes 508 amino acids.